CGAUCGGCUUCAGUAUUUAUUUUGACGCGUCGAGUUACACUUUCCUAACAGUUCGGUGCAUGCAAUAAGUUCCACCCAUCGAUUCGAAGAGAUGGCCUACCAAAUGGAUUUGGACGUUGGCAUGAAGUGCAUCAAGUACAUGCUCUUCGUGGCCAAUUUUAUGUUUGUGAUGAUUGGAUUUUUGUUGAUAUCCAUAGGAACAACCAUCGAGGCAAUUUAUAGAGACUUCGAAGUGUUUAUGGAAAGUCACUUCUUCAGUCCUGCAGCACUUUGCGUCGCAAUUGGAGUCAUUAUUUUCUUCGUGGCACUUUUCGGAUGUCUCGGUGCCCUCAAGGAGAGCACCUGUCUCGUCAACACUUUUGCCUAUUGUUUGAUUGUUAUUUUGAUUUUGGAGAUUUCGGCCUCCAUUGCUGCUUAUGCUAUGAGGAAUGACCUGAAGGGCUACCUUAGGUCCAACAUGAACGACUCUUUGGAUGUCUACAUUAUUAGUGCGGAAGAUAAGGAAGGUUGGGACAACAUGCAAAAAACUUUGAGUUGCUGUGGAAUAGAAUCGUCACAAGAUUUUACCAGAAAAAAUAUUAGUAUCCCAGAUUCUUGUCGCAGCUGCGAUCAAGAGAACUGCACCCAAGAGCAACCUUUAUAUAAAUCUGGUUGUCUGGAUAGAUUGACUUACCUUGUCUCUGAAUGUGCAUUGCUCCUUGGGAUUGGAGCCCUUUGCGUUUCCUUCAUUCAAAUUUUGGGAAUUGUUUUUGCCAAAAUGUUGGCGAAAUCGAUCAGGAAAUUGAAGACGGAACGUUUGGUGCAGCGCGAGGAAAACAGACGCAGGAUUUACCAACAGUGGACCGAGAACAACGCACAACAAGAGAAAGCUUCCCACUCAGAAGCAUAAUUAUAAAUAAAUAUUAUUACAGAUUUUUACUAGUGCCGUUCAUUUUUCUACACUAAUAACUCUAAUCACAUCUUGUAUUAAAAUUUAAGGGAAUUGUGUUAUGUAGGUUAAACAUAAAUUAAUUAAAUAAAGAAAUAAAUUAA
Aethina tumida (small hive beetle) is the source of this 1032-nucleotide messenger RNA. Its product is annotated as CD63 antigen-like. The transcript is spliced from 5 exons. The record is from RefSeq and is a predicted model, not a curated record. Gene Ontology annotation, cellular component: membrane. Bases 92 to 889 code for a protein of 265 amino acids. NCBI's taxonomy places the organism in Eukaryota, Metazoa, Arthropoda, Insecta, Coleoptera, Nitidulidae.